GUGUGUGUAGUGCACACUCUUUCAUUUCCUCGCCCGCCACAUACAUUUCAAUAGGUUUUUAUCCAGGUUAUUCCUUUUUUUUCAAUAUUACUAGAUAUAAUACAAACUCUUUGGAGUUAGAAUUGAACUUUGUUCCGAACAUUGGUCUCUUUCAUUCAGUGUUUGCUCAAUGAUGAUUUUCGGAUAUAAAAACAAAUGUUUCAUUUGGAUAGUUUGUCCAUUAGUUUUUUGCUGUUUGCUGUUCAUAUUGAUGAAAAAAUGUUUCAUUUCUUAACUUUUCAAUUAUGUUUAUCAACAAUAAUAUUUUCCAUUACAACUUUAUCAUCAUCAUUAGCUAAUGGUAAACAAGUGGAUGUAACCGAAGAGGCAAUAUUUGAUCUAUCGAUUGGUGGUAAACCUGUUGGCACUAUUGUCAUCGGAUUAUUUGGUCGUGAUGUGCCGAAAACGGUGGUAAAUUUUGCACGUUUAUCAAGUGCACAAGGUUUCCAAGGAAAAACUUAUCGUAAUUCACGUUUUCAUCGUAUAAUACCAAAUUUUAUGAUACAAGGUGGUGAUAUUAUUCGUGGUGAUGGCCGUGGUUCAUUCUCCAUUUAUGGUGGUCGAUUUGCUGAUGAAAAUUUUAAUAUUAAACAUACCGAAGCCGGUUUAUUAUCGAUGGCAAAUUCUGGCCCAGAUACGAAUGGAUCACAAUUCUUCAUUACAUUAGUACCAACACCAUGGUUAGAUGGUAAACAUGUUGUAUUUGGCAAAGUUGUUUCCGGUAUGGAAGUUGUUAAUCAAAUUGCCGCUGUACAACGUGAUGCUAAUGAUCGUCCAUUAGAAGAUGUUAUUAUAACUAGAUCGGUAACACGGCCAGUUAAUGCACGAUUAAUUAUACCGAGUCAAUAAUUGUAUUG
Messenger RNA from Dermatophagoides farinae (American house dust mite), 896 nucleotides. RefSeq lists its product as uncharacterized. The record is from RefSeq and is a predicted model, not a curated record. Gene Ontology annotation, cellular component: cytoplasm; intracellular membrane-bounded organelle. Gene Ontology annotation, biological process: protein folding; protein peptidyl-prolyl isomerization. Gene Ontology annotation, molecular function: cyclosporin A binding; peptidyl-prolyl cis-trans isomerase activity. NCBI's taxonomy places the organism in Eukaryota, Metazoa, Arthropoda, Arachnida, Sarcoptiformes, Pyroglyphidae.